AUGGAGUUCAAAGUCAAGCACGUGGGCGGGAUAGAGAAUUGCUUUGUCUCUCUCCCUCUGAACCUAAUACAAACCCUUGAAUCCACUCGCCGUCCUGCUCCUCUCCCUCCAGUUCUCACUCUUGAACUUCGCUCUCCUUCCGCCAACCGUCACUGGACCGUCGCUUGGUCCGGUGCUACCUCCUCCUCUUCCUCCAUCGAGGUUGCGCAACAGUUUGCAGAGUGCAUUUCAUUGCCCGAUCAUAUCAAAGUUCAAGUUAGGGCUGUUUCUAAUUUGGCCAAUGCGACUUUGGUAACCAUUGAACCUCACAGUGAGGAUGAUUGGGAAGUUAUAGAACUUAACGCUGACCAAGCCGAGGCCGCCAUGUUAAACCAGGUGAGAAUUGUCAAUGAAGGAAUGAGAUUUCCUUUGUGGUUACAUGGCGGCGCUGUCAUUACAUUCCUUGUGGUUUCAACGUCUCCCAAGAGAGCGGUGGUUCAACUUGUGCCAGGAGCUGAAGUUGCAGUUGCUCCAAAAAGACGCAAAAAGGAUGUUAACAAACAAGACGCCACUGUGCAGUCUUCUAAUAAAGAAAUUAAUAAAGCAAAGGCCCUGUUGCGAGUUCAAGAUCUAGACAGAAGAUUGUUUAAAAAAUGUGACGUCAGAGGUGUUGAGUUGGCCAUUGCAGUCACUUGUGUUGCUUAUCUCCAUCCUGAAACUGCUCAAAAUUUUUCUUUAGAUUCUCUGCAGUUGGUCACUCUUGUUCCUAGAUUGUCAUCAAAAGAUGGUGUAAAGACUCCUGAUAGCGAUGCAUUGAGAGUGAAAAGCGCCUCAACUCCCAACUUAACUAAUGAUGGAACUUUAACCGGCAAGAAAGAAUUUCGUCAAGCAAUUGUCCGCCUUUUGUUUUCUGAUUCGGUGGCUAAAGGGCAUGUAAUGAUAGCUCGAUCUCUUCGUUUGUAUUUGAGAGCAGGGCUGCAUUCAUGGAUUUAUUUAAAGGGAUGCGGUGCUGAUUUGAAUUACAUUGCAUCACUUUCACUUUCUCCCUGUUACUUUAAGAUGCUGGGACAAGAUAAGCCCAUUGAGAAGCCUGGUCUAGAACUGCUUGACAGUGAUAAACUUCGGAAGCCAAGAAAAACUAGCUUGGGUGCCUAUAUGGAUGCUGUAGAUUGGUCAGUCCACGACAGAAUUGUUGCUUCUUUGUCACAAGACUUUCCUUCUAAACAGGAAGAAGAGACCGGUUAUCUGUCUGAUAAUAAAAAGGGAUCGAGAAGACUUCUUCAAGCAUGGUAUCGUGCACAGCUUGAUGCUAUUGCUUCAACUUCUAAGGUGGAAGUUAAUUCAUUAAUUUUAGGAAAAGAAACUUUACUUCACUUUGAAGUGAAAGGAUAUGACUUUGGGACUGAUAGGAAGAUUAGGGAACAUACAUCUUCUUAUUCAAAUGGAUCUCUAGAGAACAGGAAUAAGACUGGUGAAUUGCAAAUUGAAUUUUUGUAUGUUCUGAGUAUUCCUGAGGAUUAUGUAUACAAAAAAAAGGUGAAUGCAUACAGUCUUUCCUUUGAUGAAAGCGAAAAGGAUAAUCUUGGAGUAGAGUUGUUUGAAAGGCUGAAACUGGGUGACCCUGUGUCCUUCCAUUCUCUGAAGGAAAGCAACUCUUUUACAGGCUUUAGUUCAAAUGCAUCUUCUUUGAGCUGGAUGGGGACAACUGCUUCUGAUGUGAUUAACAGUAGAGGUAAAGGUGAGAAAAAGACAAAGGCAGCAGAAUUGGAACUGAGAAAUGUAAUGUUAAGUCCCAGUGUAGUGGCCAAUCUGGAAAGAGGGUGUGCCAAAACGUAUGAUAAGGGUUCCGGAAAAACCACUUUAGCAAGAGCUGUUGCAAAAUCCCUUGAAGAACAUAAAGACCUCUUUGCACACAUUGUGUUUGUAAGCUGCUCUGGACUUGCCUUAGAUAAAGCCUCAACUAUUCGUCAAGCCCUUUCUGCUUCCAUAUCUGAAGCAUUGGAUCAUGCACCUUCCCUUGUUAUAUUUGAUGAUCUGGAUACCAUUGUGUCAUCCUCUUCUGACUCAGAAGGAUCUCAACCUUCAACAUCUAUUGUUGCGCUGACGAAAUUUCUCACUGACUUUAUAGAUGAAUAUGGGGAAAAAAGGAAGAGCACAUGUGGAAUUGGUCCAAUUGCCUUUAUAGCCUCUGUGCAGACUCUGGAGGAUAUUCCACAGUCAUUGAGCUCUUCAGGAAGGUUUGACUUCCAUGUGCAACUGCCUGCUCCUGCUGCCUCAGAACGUGAGGCUAUAUUAAAGCAUGAAAUCCAGAGGCGUUCCUUACAGUGUUCUGACGACAUCUUGCUUGAAGUGGCUUCCAAAUGCGAUGGAUAUGAUGCAUAUGAUCUGGAAAUAUUGGUAGAUAGAACUGUGCAUGCUGCCAUUGGCCGAUUUUUGCCUUCUCAUUCCACUUUUGAAAAGCACAACUUACCCACAUUAAUCAAGGACGACUUUACUCGGGCAAUGCAUGAGUUUCUUCCAGUUUCCAUGCGUGACAUCACGAAAUCUGCCCCUGAAGGUGGCCGUUCUGGGUGGGAUGACGUUGGUGGUCUUAGUGAAAUAAGGAAUGCUAUUAAAGAGGUUGUGUUAACUGUUAAUUUGCCAGUGAAAACUGGAGCUAGAAAGUUUAUGGUAACUCUCAAAUCUGGACCAGUCAACACCACAGCUAUUGCUUUGACUGCUAAACGACCCAAAAUAAUGAUUGAAUUGCCUUCGAAGUUCCCGAAUAUCUUUAUCCAAGCUCCUUUACGCUUACGGUCAAAUGUUCUCUUAUAUGGUCCUCCUGGAUGUGGCAAAACUCAUAUUGUUGGUGCUGCCGCUGCCGCUUGUUCUCUUCGAUUCAUAUCAGUGAAAGGGCCUGAGCUAUUGAACAAAUACAUUGGUGCUUCUGAACAAGCUAAUAAGAAAUCUGGUAGUGUUAUAGAUAAGCAGGCUCUCAUUUGUGUGGAAAGAAGAAAUGAAAUUGAGACUGUCCGUGACAUUUUCUCAAAAGCAGCUGCUGCAGCACCGUGUCUUCUGUUUUUUGAUGAAUUUGAUUCCAUUGCCCCAAAACGAGGACAUGACAAUACUGGAGUAACCGAUCGUGUUGUUAAUCAAUUUCUAACUGAAUUAGAUGGUGUUGAAGUUUUGACUGGAGUUUUUGUUUUUGCUGCGACAAGUAGACCAGAUCUACUUGAUGCUGCAUUAUUGAGACCUGGUCGGUUAGAUCGCCUUCUUUUCUGUGAUUUUCCAUCUCGGCAGGAGAGGUUGGAUAUCCUAGCAGUUCUUUCUCGAAAGCUUGGAGAAUUUGUAAGUUAUAUGAGAAUCCAGAAUUUAGACAUAAUGAUCGAGAGAAUUGAGGGGAGAAGUUGUGGAAGAGAUGGUCGUGAGUUUCUGCCUCUUGCCAAUGAUGUUGACAUAGGAGCAAUAGCUGAUAUGACAGAAGGAUUCAGCGGUGCUGACCUACAAGCUCUUCUCUCAGACGCCCAGCUUGCAGCAGUUCAUGAACAUUUAAGCAUUGCAGACAUUGACAACCCUGGUAAAAUGCCAGUCAUAACUGAUGAUCUUUUGAAGUCUACUACUUCCAAAGCAAGACCAUCGAUUUCUGAAGCUGAGAAGCAAAGACUCUAUGGUAUAUAUAGCCAGUUCUUGGAUUCAAAGCGAUCUGUUGCUUCACAGGUUCUGCUUUCUCUCUCUUGGAGUCCCAUUUAUAGUGCACGUCACAUUUUAGUCAAGGGAUGCAAAGGGCAAAAGAGCUACUCUAGCAUAAGAAAUCUUCUGAAGGCGAAACGACAGACCAGUCAUACAUAUCCAGAGGCGAAGGUGCAGAUUGUCUUUCAGCUCACUGCAGGUCAUCUUGCUCUAUUGGGUAGUGAAGGUUCACUGAAGCCACAUAUAUUUUUCAAACAGGCACCUGCUGUUGACUCAGAUGAUAAGGAAUUGGAGAAGAAAGAAGUCCAUUUCGAUCAACGAACACUCGGAUCCGAAGGCAUCGAGUCUCUCGAGCUCGAGACGUUAAAGAGGGGCAAGAUAAAGGGAAAGAAGUUAAGUAGUUUGUGCGUAGUAUUUGCUAAUGUAAUUUGCUAUGUUGAACUUGAAUUACUAGAGGAUGUUUGA
Molecule: messenger RNA, 4113 nt
Organism: Dovyalis caffra
Lineage: Eukaryota; Viridiplantae; Streptophyta; Magnoliopsida; Malpighiales; Salicaceae
Source: the annotation of a GenBank genome assembly